GCAUUCUAGAUAUGAUGGAAAUAGUUCCCCUCAACAUUCAACUUCCGAUAUCCAUGAUGCAUCGGUCCACGUGCAAAAUCUGCGGUCUUGCUGCUCACGGAGUUCAUUUUGGAGUCACCGCCUGCAGAGCUUGCGCUGCGUUUUUCAGGAGAUUCGUUGUACUUAAUCUUGAAUAUGAAUGUCUGAAAGAUGAAAUCAAAUGCAACCUUAACAAGAUUCGCAGAAGUUCAUGUCGCCAUUGUAGAUUUCAAAAGUGUCUCAGAAUGGGGAUGACUGCCGAUAAUGUUCAAUGGAAUCGAGAUGUUUACUCAAAUGAAAUGCGAUACCGAAAGCUUAAAAUACAGGAAAUUAGAAACGAUGAAAAUGAUGCGAGUAUCGCCUAUCCAUGUAAUAGUCUACCUAGCACAAGUUUAUAUCCAGUUAUCAAAACAGAGGAUCAGUUGUACACCAAAUCGGUUCUCUCAGAGAUAAACUACGAAAACCUUGAAAGAGACAUGCAUAAAAUGUUCAUGUCAGAUAUUCCAUCGACAGAUCACGGAUAUUUUGCUUCCUUGAGCCCAAUUUAUCAGGUUGUUGAAGGUCUUCGACUGAUUCGAAAGUCACAACAAACAUUUGACAUUCAAUUUGAAAAUCGUCUAUCUUUGGAAACACUAGUUCCUCAUUGGAGGGAACAGGCCAAGAAUACUGCAAUCAUGUCGAUGCAUUCUAUGGCUUUCCGAAAUAUUCCAUUAACAGAGAAAUCCCGCAUUUUCAAAUCUUUGUGGCAGAAUAUAUACCGUUUUGAACGAAUUCAAAUGUCUACAGAAGUGUUUGGAAAAGAUUGUGUCAAUGAAAAGAAACUUGCAAUCUCAUGUGAAAAGGCGAUUCAACUGGAUGCUUUGUUUUUCGACAUUGAAGGAGUAGCUCAAAACAAACUAACAGUCACCCUACAAGAUUACAAGAUUUUCGCGGAGAGGUGCGUGCGGGAAGUCGCCCAGCCACUGAGUCAGUUGAAGUUGUCUAUUGAGGAAGUGGCAUUCCUUAUUAUUAAUUUUGUACUGCAUAAUGAAGAAAAAAUAAUUGGGGAGUCAUUGACCGUUUGUGACAAGUUUCGAGAUCAAAUAGCUGAUGGUUUGCACGAGUAUUACAAGAAAAAUGACAUAAUUAAUUAUGCUCCAAGAAUCAAGAAAAUGAUGAGCACAAUUGAUGCUAUGAAAAGGAUUCAUUACGAUGAUCUCGCUGGAGAGUUUACAACAAAUGCGAAAAACUCGAAAGACUGUUGAUAACUUAUUUGAAUUCAAACUUCACUCUGUAAAAUAAUAAUGUAAAUAUUUUAAUCAUGAAUAAAUUGAAGUUAUUUA
Molecule: messenger RNA, 1340 nt
Organism: Caenorhabditis elegans
Lineage: Eukaryota; Metazoa; Nematoda; Chromadorea; Rhabditida; Rhabditidae
Gene: nhr-30
Product: Nuclear Hormone Receptor family
Exons: 8
Coding region: 12-1262 (416 amino acids)
Biological process (GO): DNA-templated transcription; regulation of DNA-templated transcription
Cellular component (GO): nucleus
Molecular function (GO): zinc ion binding; sequence-specific DNA binding; DNA binding
Source: RefSeq, marked reviewed